Messenger RNA from Paraphaeosphaeria sporulosa, 1230 nucleotides. RefSeq lists its product as uncharacterized. The transcript is spliced from 2 exons. Lineage: Eukaryota; Fungi; Ascomycota; Dothideomycetes; Pleosporales; Didymosphaeriaceae. Bases 1 to 1230 code for a protein of 409 amino acids. The record is from RefSeq and is a predicted model, not a curated record.
AUGACUGAGAGCACGAGGCUCGACAAUAUUGGUCCGGAUUAUACAGAUAAUCCAGCGAGUGAAUCUGAAGAGACUUGCAUGGCGAGGUUGCACUCGCUGCUCACCAAAAGCAGAAGCUCCACCUCCGACCCAUCACCGCCACCAAGGAAGAAAAACCUACGACGCACUCAAAUGGUGCAGAAGGAUUCACAGAACAUCUCAGACGGUCAGAUGCACACUCUUGAUGUGCUGGAUCCCACUCCACCGCACACACCGUCGCGUACUGAUUACGAUCGCGCCGUCAAGCCAUCGCCGCGUCUGACCCGGUCAAAGUGGCGCGCAGCCGCCAUGAUCCAGUACCACCAGAAGGGGCUGGAUAUCAGGAGCCGACAACAACAUAACGACCCCAACAUAUUCCCUUUCCAGGCCCUGCCACCCGAACUUCGCAUGGCCGUAUACUUCGAGCUGCUUGUCACAGAUGACCGCAUCCUCCCCACAUGGCGCGGCGCCCGUAAAGCAACCAAACAGCAAAAGCGGAUGCACAUCAACAUCCUCCUCACCUGCAAGAUGUGUCACGAUGAGGGUUUGCAAGUACUCUAUGGUGAAAACAUCUUCGACUUCGGCGAGAUCUGCAACCGGCCCAACAACUUCUCCAAGCCGUUUGUCGCCCGCAUCGGCCUGCACACCGCGUCGCUUAUCCGCAUUGUAUUCGCCGAGUACUCUGCUGCAUCAGAAGAGCUCUCGCAGUCCGACACAACGCCCGACGCCCGACGUCUCCAUGACUCCAAGCCGACGCAGCUAUCGGUAGCACACCUCCGCACCUUCUUCUCUACAUUCGGCAUCUCGCUGCCCAGCCUGCGCCUCCUCGCCAUCAGCAUCAUGCCCUACGGAAACGAUCAGGCCACCGACGACCUACUGAAACUUGCGGAUCCUGAGGUGCGGAGCGACAUGGAUCUGAGGAUGAAGUGGCUGGAUGCGAAGAACGGGAAGGAGAGACUGGCACAGCUGGUGGACGGAAUUUGUAAGAGGGAGAAGGGUUUGGUGAAAGCGAAUUACUGGACGGAUGUCGAUGGUUGGAUCGGGAUUAGUUUUGCGCCGCCGAGCUCGGGGAGGGAGUGGAUUGUUUAUCAGGGCGUGAGGGGGAAGGAGGGCAAUGUGGUGGACGGGAAGGAAGAAGACGACACUGAAGAGGGAGGUCCCGUUGAGGGAUCGGCUGCUCCAAAGGCUGCCCUUGUCUUGCACAGAGUGUAG